Coturnix japonica (Japanese quail) is the source of this 874-nucleotide messenger RNA. Lineage: Eukaryota; Metazoa; Chordata; Aves; Galliformes; Phasianidae. The record is from RefSeq and is a predicted model, not a curated record.
UUCCCCUCCCGUCCACACGGUGGCGCUGUUCCCUAUGUCCCCCAAUGGCUCCCAUUAUCCCCUAUGGGCUGGGUUGCAAUUCCCCUCCCCGCCACACGGCAUCGCUGUUCCCUAUGGCUCCCAAUGUAUCUCAAUGGCUCCCAUUAUCCCCUAUGGAUCUGGUUGUAAUUCCCCUCCCAUCCGCUGGGUGUCGCUGUUCCCUAUAUCCCCCAUUGUCUCCCUAUGUAUCUCAAUGACUCCCUAUGGAUCUGGUUGCAAUUCCCCUCCCGGCCGCUGGUUGUCGCUGUUCCCUAUGUAUCUCAAUGGCUCCCAUUAUCCCCUAUGGAUCUGGUUGCAAUUCCCCUCCCGUCCGCUGGGUGUCGCUGUUGCAGACUUGUUCCACUGGCGCUGCCUCUCUACCCGUUACGUCUCGUUGCCCCCCCACACGGCUCCUUCCGGUUUCCGGUGCCCAUCAUGCAACGCUCCUCUUUUCCCACCCCCGGAAUCACGUGGUCCCGUGGCCGACGCCCUCCGCUCCCGAUUGGCCAACGUCGCUUGGGCCCGCCCAGGACUCGGGCUCCCAUUGAUCGCAGAUGCCGAUGUUGAACCCGAACCAUCGGAUGGAAGUGAAUGGGGGGAGAGCAGCGAUCCUCCUGCUGCCCCCGAGCCCCCCCCCAGCCCAGAGCUCCCCUCGACCCACACGGUGGUCCACAUGGGGGGGGGCGAAAGCCUGGGACUGCAUGGCUCUGCCCCACGGAAGGCGCUGUGGGGCCGGGAGAACCGAACCCCCCCCCCACAGAACAACCAGGAGGACGACAAAUAUCGACGGCGACCACACGGGGGCGGGCUGCCCCACAGAAUCAGGUGGGGGGGGUAGAUGAUGUGGGGCUGGGGG